Molecule: messenger RNA, 780 nt
Organism: Mucor mucedo
Lineage: Eukaryota; Fungi; Mucoromycota; Mucoromycetes; Mucorales; Mucoraceae
Exons: 1
Cellular component (GO): RNA polymerase II transcription regulator complex
Molecular function (GO): DNA-binding transcription activator activity, RNA polymerase II-specific; transcription cis-regulatory region binding
Source: RefSeq, a predicted model, not a curated record
GAUCCUAAAUUAAAAAGAAAAGCUCAAAACCGAGCUGCGCAGAGAGCAUUUCGUGAACGUAAAGAGCAAUUUGUCAGUGAAUUACAAGAACAAAUGAAACAAUUACAAGACGCUAAAGAUAAACGUGAGAAAGAACUUGCGAUGGAGAACACUAGAUUAAAGUUGGAAAAUGAACGUUUGAAGGAGGAAAACUAUAUUUUAAAAGAUGCCAAAUUCACGUUUGAAUUCCCAGCGAAUUCGGAUAAAUCACACCCGGCUUCCCCACCCGCUACUGCCGAAACAGACGAAAUUAUGACUCCUUCCUUCACAAACUUUGACUCCAGUAGAACGGACGAUAAUGCGGACUUGUUUGAUGACAAACCACUCACAGAUUAUCGUGCCCCUGCCAGCGAAUCUGACUAUCUCAUUCAAAACCAACCAUUGCCCCAACUAUUUGGAAAUGAAAUGGAUUUGUUUGGUUUAGACAACCCUGCCCCAUUCAAUAACUCUUCGCUAGACCCUUUAUUUACCAAUGAAUUAAAUGAGGAUGGUUCUCUCUUAAAAUGCGCGCCUGAAAAUGAAAAACCAUGCAAACGAAAAAUAUUGGCUGUGCUUGAUCGUGCCAAAGGUGCUAACCGCCGCUUAUAUGAAGUACAUCAGGAUGUAAAAAGUUACUGCCCAGACUUGAAUUUAGAUCAAUUAUGUGAGGAUUUGAAGAGAAAAAUCUCAUUUGAUUCAAAUCAUAUCCUGACUGACGCUGAUGUCGACCUGUAUAUCCAAUGUAUCCAAAGAACAACUUGA